Molecule: messenger RNA, 1981 nt
Organism: Olea europaea var. sylvestris
Lineage: Eukaryota; Viridiplantae; Streptophyta; Magnoliopsida; Lamiales; Oleaceae
Product: 4-coumarate--CoA ligase 1
Exons: 6
Coding region: 87-1739 (550 amino acids)
Molecular function (GO): CoA-ligase activity
Source: RefSeq, a predicted model, not a curated record
UCAACAUCCAUUUCCAGGAUCGAAACACCCAUUUUUUUCCUUAUUUUCUUCGAACUUUUCCUCAAAAGUUUCAUAAAUUUUCAUUAAUGGAGACUAAAACAAUGCAAGAAGAAAUUAUAUUCAGAUCAAAGCUCCCUGAUAUUUACAUCCCGAAACACCUCCCUUUGCAUUCAUAUUGCUUUGAGAACAUUUCCCAGUUCAGUUCACGUCCAUGUUUGAUCAAUGGCGCCACCAAUGAGGUCUACACUUACGCGGAAGUCGAGCUUAUAUCGCGAAAAGUGGCUUCCGGGCUUAACAAGAUUGGCAUACAACAAGGUGAAACCAUCAUGAUUUUACUUCCUAAUUCACCCGAAUUUGUAUUCGCUUUCCUUGGUGCUUCGUAUCGUGGCGCCUUAUCUACUAUGGCCAACCCGUUUUUCAAGCCGGCCGAGGUCGUGAAGCAAGCGAAGGCGUCGAACGCUAAGCUUAUAAUAACACAAGGAUGUUAUGUGGAAAAAGUUAAAGAGUUUGCAUUAGAGAAUGGUGUGAAAGUAAUGUGUAUUGACGAGCCACCGGAAGGCUGCCUGCCGUUUUCGGACCUAACUAAGGCCGACGAAAAUAACAUGCCGGCUGCCGACGAAAAUAACAUGCCGGCUGUUAAGAUCAACCCCGACGACGUGGUGGCUCUGCCGUAUUCCUCCGGGACGACUGGGCUGCCGAAGGGUGUUAUGCUUACACAUAAGGGACUUGUGACAAGUGUGGCUCAACAAGUUGAUGGGGAAAAUCCAAAUUUGUACAUCCAUAGUGAGGAUGUAAUGCUGUGUGUUUUGCCUCUUUUUCACAUAUAUUCAUUGAAUUCUGUGCUGCUGUGUGGAUUAAGAGUUGGUGCAGCAAUUUUGAUUAUGCAGAAAUUUGAUAUUGUUCCCUUUCUAGAGUUGAUACAAAAGUAUAAAGUGACGAUUGGACCCUUUGUGCCACCCAUUGUUUUGGCCAUUGCUAAGAGUCCACUAGUUGAUAAGUAUGAUCUUUCGUCGGUCCGUACGGUGAUGUCCGGGGCUGCGCCGCUGGGCCGGGAGCUUGAAGACGCUGUUAGGAGCAAGUUUGCGAAAGCCAAACUUGGUCAGGGUUAUGGAAUGACUGAGGCAGGGCCAGUUCUGGCAAUGUGCUUGGCUUUUGCCAAAGAACCCUUUGAAAUUAAAUCGGGGGCAUGUGGGACUGUUGUUAGAAAUGCUGAGAUGAAAAUUGUAGACACUGAAACCGCUGCAUCUUUGGGACGUAAUGAGCCCGGAGAAAUUUGCAUUAGAGGCGACCAAAUCAUGAAAGGUUAUCUAAAUGAUCCAGAGGCCACAGAAAGAACAAUAGACAAGGAAGGGUGGUUACACACAGGUGAUAUAGGGUUAAUUGAUGCUGAUGAUGAGCUUUUCAUCGUUGAUCGCUUGAAGGAGAUUAUCAAAUACAAAGGUUUCCAAGUUGCACCAGCUGAAAUUGAAGCCCUUUUACUCAACCACCCCAAUAUUUCAGAUGCAGCAGUUGUCCCAAUGAAAGAUGAGGAAGCAGGAGAAGUCCCAGUUGCUUUUGUUGUGAAAUCAAAUGCCUCCACCAUUAGUGAGGAUGAAAUCAAGCAAUUUGUUUCAAAACAGGUGGUUUUCUACAAAAGAGUGAACCGUGUAUUCUUCAUUGAUGCCAUUCCCAAGUCUCCGUCAGGCAAAAUAUUGAGGAAGGACUUGAGAGCAAGAUUAGCCGUUGGUGUUCCCAAUUGAGUCUCCCGUCUGUCCAGCCCGGUCCGGCCAGCAUACUAGCUAUAAGUGAAUAACACAAGCUAAAUUUGCAUCAUAUCUCUAUUAAUUUGUUAUUUGUUGCCCAUCUUGCAAAGACAAUAAAUGCUUGUAAAUUUAUAUAUAUGUGUUGCGGAUAUGAACUGUUACUCCUCAUAUAUAAAGCUUCCAAUGAAAGUCACGUGGAGACACUACAUGUAGACAUCUAGCAGUCAACCAAGUCAAAA